Colletotrichum aenigma is the source of this 1044-nucleotide messenger RNA. RefSeq lists its product as uncharacterized. The record is from RefSeq and is a predicted model, not a curated record. The transcript has 4 exons. The coding region runs from base 1 to 1044 and encodes 347 amino acids. NCBI's taxonomy places the organism in Eukaryota, Fungi, Ascomycota, Sordariomycetes, Glomerellales, Glomerellaceae.
AUGGCGCUGAACGUCACAGCAUCCGGGCCGUUUCCGAGCCCAAGCUCACCGGAGUCCCUUCCUCAUGACAAUCGACAGGGACUAGUCGUCGGGGUCACAUCAGCCCUCCUCGCGCUCGUUGUCAUAUUCAUGGGCAUCCGAACAUACAUCAGGGGAUUUAUGCUGAAGGCAUGGGAUGUAGAAAAAGGCUCUCUUGGCCUGCACUGGUGGGACGCAGCUCCUGAGCGCCUAGCUAUCGACAGCAGGUUCCUCAUAACAACGGUCCUCACUUACCAAGUUGCGUUCGCCUCGAUCAAAGCUACCUUUCUGCUCCAGUACCGGCGAGCCUUCGCACUACCUUCUGUUCAACUAUUUUGCGACGUAAUGCUAGCUGCAACCGCCGUCAUCAUGGCAUCGAUGCUCCUCUCUGGAGUCUUCGUGACCAAGAAACUCUUGGAUCCCGAGUACGCCGCCAACUCGGACCAAAGCGCUUUCCUGAUUUGGGGUUAUGUGAACGCCGCUGUACAUCUUGCCACCGACAUCAUCAUCUUUAUUCUUCCCCUCCCUCUGGUGGGUAGUCUAAAACUUGCGACGAUGCAAAAGGCUGGACUAAUCGCCAGUUUUGCCGUUGGUAUCUUCACUGGCGCCAUAUCAGUAGUCAGAAUGGUCAACCUUCCCUUGGGAGUAAACUCCACCGACCCAUUCUUCGACGCCGUCCCCCUUGUCUUGUUCAGCAUCGCUGAGCCAACUUCCGCUAUUAUAUGCGCUUGCAUACCCAUCAUGAGGCCGUUGCUUGGCUGCUCAGAUCGGUCUCGCAACUCCAGCCACGGUUCCCGUAGAUGGCUCUCAAAGCUGUCGGAUAAGUCUGCUGGCAAUCAGGCACCGUCGUCCUUCCCGGAGAUGGCAUACAUGACUCCCGCAGGGAGCCCUCGCGGUGAUUAUGAAGGAUGUCUAUCGAAUUCACAGGCCAGAGAGCUCCAUAUGAUCGAGUUCGGGACUCCAACUCGGACGCCAUCGUCUCCAGCUACACCGCUGCGAAGAUACGACAGCGACCUGGGCCUCUAG